Leptomonas pyrrhocoris is the source of this 2535-nucleotide messenger RNA. RefSeq lists its product as hypothetical. NCBI's taxonomy places the organism in Eukaryota, Euglenozoa, Kinetoplastea, Trypanosomatida, Trypanosomatidae. Gene Ontology annotation, molecular function: 3'-5'-RNA exonuclease activity. Gene Ontology annotation, biological process: nuclear-transcribed mRNA catabolic process, deadenylation-dependent decay. Bases 454 to 2535 code for a protein of 693 amino acids. The transcript has a single exon. Gene Ontology annotation, cellular component: mitochondrion. The record is from RefSeq and is a predicted model, not a curated record.
GGCCUAUCAGCACUCCCGACGUUGACGCUGUGCGUGCCUGGACGCUUUUUCACUCGGGGCGCUGACCGCCUCCUCCAUCCGCAACAUCAGCAGAUUCAGAAACCGCAACACGCAUCAAGCAAGGUGAACCACGGAAAACCCACUGCCGGCGCGUCCUCCGCGUCGUUUCUAGCAGACCACAAAUUCGACAGCUCACUGCGUCGCUGGAGCAAACAAGAUCUCCGUAAGACAAGCCAAGGUGCUCGAAACGCCAGUGCCACUUCUCCCCGCAGCACCGGCAAACCCACAGCGAAUCGCUCAAAUUCAGCCGCGUCGUCGCGAUCGUCUGCGGUUACUCCUUCCCAUCAUCAGCAGUACCCACUGCAGCGCAAGAUGCACGGAAAAAAUAGAAUUGCUGUGCUAUAUCCCCACGACAGUCAUGUCGUGACCCUCGAUCUUUCCAUUGAGGCACCCAUGGUGGCUCCCAAUGCCACAGCGGCGACGUCGUCGAUCGUAAAGAGCAUGGCUCGGGACGAACAGGAGCCUGCCGUGAAGACGCUGGACCGGAUGCGCCUGCUCUUCGCUCCGCCGCGGCCCAAGGGUCAGGCGUCGAAGCGGCAGUCACGCGAGGAGUUGCUUGCCGGGUGCCCAUCCGUGCGGGUGUACUGCCGGGCAUCCGAAGUGAACGCAGCAGCGGAAGAAGACGCCGGCGAACUGGCCGCACCAGGGUCCGCAGACGUGAAAAUGGCACCCGGUCCAGAGGGGGACAAGGAAGGGGAGGUGUUGUAUCGCGAGUUGAACAGCGGACUUCCUAACCGCAUCUUUUGGAAGUACGCACACGUCCUGGUGCUCAAUGAGAGCACGACGGUGCGCAUAUUUUUCAACGUGCCCACCAUCACCGCGAUCGCGACGCCGGGCGUGCCGUACGUCGGCUUGCCGCUGGCGUGCGCUAGCGUCUCUGUUCUCUUCGCUAAAGAGGAGGACGUGUGCUACGAGUGGUGCGUCGUCGGGGAGGGCUCUGCCUCAAACAGAGCUGACAAGACGCAAGAAACAACGGCAGCGGCGGCGGCGGCGGCGACGGCACGUGUGGUGGGCACCGCGUCCACCUUCACGCCCCCGCCUGAUCUAAUCGGCCAGCACAUGAUGCUGCGCGUCUCACUAGACUCUUCGACGGGUCUGUGGACGGAGCUGCGGCUGCCGGAUGCGGUGCGGCCGCUGCCACCGCCCGUCGCGCGCUGGCAGGAGACAACAACACCCGUUGCCCCGCCUGCUUUUCGCGUUGUGACGUACAACGUCUUGUACGACGACUUCUGCACCUCCAGCAGCUCCAAGGCGAAGAUAUACCCCUUUGCGACGGACGACAUUUUGGACCUGGAGAAUCGAAAGGUGCGCAUUGCGCAGGAGCUCCUUGCCUACCACGCCGAUCUCGUGUGUCUGCAGGAAUGCGGCCGCGACGUCUUUCAGUCUUUCCUGCUGCCGGUGAUGAGGGCCGCUGGCUACGAUGGCGUGUACAUGAACAAAUGUGGCACGGUGAAGGAGGGCUGUGCGUUUCUGUUCCGCCAGUCGCGGUACGAGCUGGUGCACGCCGACUCCAUUCCCCUGAACUACGCCACGCUUGCCGCGCGCCACGUUGAUCUCGCCGAACGAGUCGGUGCCUGCCCGGAGUUGAAAGAGUCGCUGUCGGCGCUCACCACCAUCGGCGCUCGCCUGGUGCUGCGGGAUGUGGCGAGCAACACGGAAAUGGUGGUGGGCAACACGCAUCUCUUCUACCAUGCAAACGCGUGUCACAUCCGCAUUCUUCAAGCUUACAUGCUGAUGCACUGGCUGCACAUCGCAACCGUGACGCGGGAAACAGCAAACAUGGAGUCUACUUCUUCUCCCUCUUCUGCUGUUCCUCUUGGCGGCGAAGAUGAUAAGGCGUCGGCGGGUGCGGCGAGUAGCGCACUACCGAUGCGUCCUGUUGUGCUAUGCGGCGACUUCAACUGCACACACCCCACCGGCGCGUAUCGUCUGCUUACAACCGGUCAGGUGGAGGCCGAGCACCACUCGUGGGAGAAGGGCAAGCUGUUCUGGUGGGGCUGCUCCCGCUUGCUGGGCUACGAUGCUGAACGACUGGGGGAGCUUUUGGGCGAGGAGACAGUCCUGCCGCAGGCGACCGUUGCACGCAAGGAUUUCAAGCGAGAGAAGAGAGCUCCAGGCGAGUCUGUUAGUCCGACGGGGCAGCCGAAUGAAGCGGCGGGGCCCGAUGCAACAUCGACACCCGCACGCGGUGACGAUCACGUUGUCACAGAGGUUUUUCGGGAGGCCCUUCACACCCCGCCGCUUCACCUGCAAGACGCGUACCAACGCACCGAUCCCUCGCUGCCGUGGACGAACUUCACGCUGACAUUCCGUGAGGUGAUUGACUACGUGUUCUUCUCGUCUGGCUCGAUCGAGGUGCUGCGAACAGUGCCGAUUCCUCCUGAGUCGGAGUUAACAGAGAACUUUGCUCUACCGAAUAAGAAGUUCCCCUCCGACCACGUCGCCUUGAUCGCCGACCUUUCAUUCAAGCAAUAA